GCAUUAACUGGCAUCUGCAGCGAUGUUAAUGUUUCUGGCAGCAGUCAGAUUAUUUCUCUCCCGUCCUGGAUGCAGCAGGGUAUACAAUGAAUCCCUUCCAUGGAUCCGUUGGACCCUUGGCCUGCUGCUUCUCUGUACUGCUGAUGCAGACAGUGGUAGAAAACCUAAUUUUGUCUUUAUGAUGGUGGACGAUUUAGGAAUUGGAGACCUUGGAUGCUAUGGAAACACAACACUGAGGACGCCUAACAUUGACAGACUGGCCCUGGAAGGGGUGAAACUGACCCAACACAUAGCUGCUGCACUCUGCACUCCCAGCAGGGCAGCCUUCCUCACAGGCAGAUACCCGAUUCGAUCAGGUAUGGCUGCACAUGGGCGUAUGGGAGUUUUUCUCUUUUCUGCAUCGUCAGGAGGCCUUUCACAAGAAGAAAUCACCUUUGCCAAGGCUGUCAAAGAGCAAGGCUAUUCUACUGCUGUAUUCGGGAAAUGGCACUUGGGUCUCAACUGUGAAGACAGUGCUGACCACUGCCACCAUCCUAACUCUCAUGGCUUUGACUACUUCUAUGGCACCAUUAUGACGCACCUUCGGGACUGCCAGCCUGGACAUGGCUCUGUUCUAUAUUUCGUCCAUGGUUACAUCCCAUACAAGGCCCUUAGUAUUGGUCUAGUUUCCCUGGCGUUACUCCAUAUUAAAGGCAUGAUAACUGUGACCAGGAGGGUAGUUUUUGGUUUUCUGGUCCUGGUAGGGGUAGUGGUGAGUUUCUUUGGUGUGUUGGUGUACACAUUCCCCAAUCUAAAUUGCUUUGUCAUACGAGGGCCAGAGAUUGUGGAGCAACCAUAUACAUCAGAAAACCUCACACAAAGGAUGACCAGUGAAGCCACAGAGUUUCUGGAAAGGAAUUCAGAGAGGCCAUUCUUGCUCUUCUUCUCAUUCCUCCAAGUCCACACUGGACUAUUUGCCUCUCCUCUCUUCAGGGGAAGAAGUCAGCAUGGCCUCUAUGGUGAUGCUGUCAUGGAGGUAGACUGGAGUGUAGGUCAGAUCAUGCAGACUUUGGAGUGCUUAAACUUGAAGGAAAACACACUGGUGUACAUGACUUCAGAUCAGGGGCCUCACCUGGAAGAGAUUUCCAUCAAUGGAGAGAUGCAUGGGGGUUAUAGCGGCAUAUACAAAGCUGGCAAGUCAACUAACUGGGAAGGUGGGAUUCGGAUACCGGGGAUUCUUCAUUGGCCAGGUGUCUUACCUGCAGGGAAGGUCAUUGAUGAGCCCACUAGCAACAUGGAUAUUUUCCCCACGGUGCUGAAUUUAGCUGGUGCUUCCAUACCCAGCGACAGAGUCAUUGAUGGUCAUGAUCUCUUGCCUCUGUUGCAAGGGCAAGUGGAGCGUUCUGAACAUGAAUUUAUGUUUCAUUACUGCAAUGCCCAGCUGAAUGCUGUCAGAUGGCACCCACCUAACAGUAACGCAAUCUGGAAGGCCUUUUUCUUUACCCCUGACUUCUACCCAGAGAACAGCUCAGCCUGCUUCCACACUCAUAUCUGCCUCUGCAUCAAGCCAUACGUCACGUUCCAUGACCCUCCGCUGCUUUAUGACCUGUCGAAAGACCCGACAGAAAGCACCCCCCUGAGUCCAGACACUGAGCCCCAGUUCUACUCAGUUCUGGAGGUCAUAAGGGCAGCAGUAAGCCAUCAUGCAGAGAGUCUGAAGCCUGUCCCAGUACAGGUUUCUCCUCUGCAAAUAGUAUGGAAGCCAUGGCUCCAGCCCUGCUGCUCCUCUCUCAGUCAGCUGUGCACGUGUGAACGAGAUCAUCAGAUAGAGGAGCUACGAAAUGAGCUUAAAAAAGAAUAGUCAGGUACUCCGAAUCCUCUGGCUCUAAUGCACAAGAAGGGCAUGCAAUACUUAAAAGGAUAGUUCAUAUAAAAAAAAAAUACAAAUAAAAAGUCCCAAGCCUGUGACUUAAUUUCUCUGUAGAACACAAAAGAAGGUAUUUUGGUUCACAAAAGAAGAAAACUGGUAACCUAACAGUUUUGACUUCAUUGACUUCUGUUCUAUAUCUUCUUUUAUGCUAAACAGAAAAAAGAAAGUCAUACAGAUUUGGAUCGAAAUGAGGGCGAGUAAAGAUGACAGUUUAAAUUUUUGGGUGAACUGUCCGUACAACAUUAGCUUAAAUACUAAUUUAAAAGUGCGGUCACAUUUAAUGUUGUUCAGAGAAUUUUGUGGACGAAAUGCUGUAAUUUCCACACAAUUGGCAAUUUUGCGAGGGCAAGAAAAUGUUCACUCAGAUUCGGCAUGUUUGCCACAAAGUUGCUUGGUUUAAAAGCGACUUCUGUGUGAGCUGUGCUUCAUACAUCGCUAAUCUAUUGACGGCAGACAAUGGUCAGUUUUUACCUGCAAAAAUGUUACCAAAAUUUGGCUGAUUUAACCGAAUUGUAAUGCAAUUUCACUGUAAAAAAUAUAAAGAACCAUAAUAUCCUAUAUAGGUUUGAAAUAAAGAGAAGAAAAGGAAAGGAAAAACAAAACAUUUUCUAGCCAAAUUUGUAUCAAGAUAGUACAUCUAAGGUCAUUUGCAACAGUGUUUGUAAGCACAGCCAGGUUCCCUGUUCUGAGUUCUGUAUUCCUCCUAGCCUGGAGAUGCAUCAUCCUGAUUGAACAUUGUAAGGUCAGGGAUUUUGUG
Molecule: messenger RNA, 2666 nt
Organism: Sinocyclocheilus anshuiensis
Lineage: Eukaryota; Metazoa; Chordata; Actinopteri; Cypriniformes; Cyprinidae
Product: steryl-sulfatase-like
Exons: 10
Coding region: 23-1840 (605 amino acids)
Molecular function (GO): arylsulfatase activity
Source: RefSeq, a predicted model, not a curated record